GGUUGUAGGGUUUUACAGAAGCUGAGAUAACUCUUCUUCUUCUUUUUGUCUGCCAAAAAAAAAAAAAAAAAAUUGGAAGAGAACGGGAAAUUAGAGGAAUCAAUCGAUGAGGCAAUUAAAAUUUCAUGAGCAGAAGCUGUUGAAAAAGACUGAUUUCAAUGUGUUCAAGAGAGAACAUGGACACAGAGAAAUUCAAGUUACUCGUAGGUAUAAUCUCACUGGGAGAGAUGAUUACAAGAAGUAUAAUGGAAUGUGCCGGAUGGUGCAAAAGCUCGUUAACAUCUUGAAACAGAUGAAUCCAAAAGAUCCUUAUCGAAUUGAGAUGUCUGAUAGACUCCUUGAGAAACUGUACAACAUGGGUGUUAUUCCUACCAGGAAGAGCUUAGCUCUUUGUGACAAAUUAUCUGUAUCUUCCUUUUGCAGGCGAAGAUUAGCAACUGUUUCAACUCAUUUGAAAUUUGCGGAGCAUUUGAGAGAAGCUGUGACAUUCAUUGAGCAAGGGCACAUCCGAGUUGGACCAGAGACAGUUACAGAUCCUGCCUUCCUUGUGACAAGAAACAUGGAAGACUUGAUAACGUGGGUGGACACAUCCAAGAUAAAGACAAAAGUCUUGGAUUAUAAUGACCAAAGGGAUGAUUAUGAUGCAAUGAAUUGAGUGUAACACCCAGGAUUAUUUGUUCUGAUAUUAGCUCUCGGUUAGUUCAAGGUUUCUUUUUCUAGAGUGUUGAUAAACAAUGGAUACAAAUAUUAUGUAUUUUGCUUUUUAGUUUGUUGUUA
This is a messenger RNA of Papaver somniferum (opium poppy), 777 nucleotides long. Its product is annotated as U3 small nucleolar ribonucleoprotein protein IMP3-like. Gene Ontology annotation, cellular component: small-subunit processome; Mpp10 complex; small ribosomal subunit. The transcript has 4 exons. Gene Ontology annotation, molecular function: rRNA binding; structural constituent of ribosome; snoRNA binding. Gene Ontology annotation, biological process: rRNA processing. The coding region runs from base 107 to 655 and encodes 182 amino acids. Lineage: Eukaryota; Viridiplantae; Streptophyta; Magnoliopsida; Ranunculales; Papaveraceae. The record is from RefSeq and is a predicted model, not a curated record.